AGUAGAAAUCAGUGAGCAAGUCCUUACAUUAUCUUAACUCUAUGUGUCGUAGGUGAUAUUUUGUUUUUCAUUUAUCUAUGAAAUUAUGACUGUACAAUCCAGUUAUUGACAAAAUAUCAUAUAAGGAUUUUCGCAGUUUGAUUGUCUAUAGAUCAAAGAUUAUUUACUGUAGAUUUUAUUUUCUAUGAUAAUAAAACAUUUGUCAUUAAGUACACUAGAAUUAUUGUUAAAUAAAGUAAGUAAAUAUAAAUGGAUUUUGAUAGUCCAGAUGUCAUGAAAGAUUUUCCAGGACUGUAUGCUUCAGAUCUCAAUAAAAAAUGUAGUAAUGAAAGUGACUAUAGUGAUGAAGUAGAGAAAGUAGUGAAAAAAGAAACAUUAAUUGGUAAACGUAAAGACAAGAAAGAUAAGGAAAGAGGUUAUGCAGCUCUUGGAGAAAGUUCUGAUGAAGGAUCAAGGAGUCCAUCAAAAUCUAAAAAGAGUAAAUCAUUCAAGUUUUCAUCAAAAUCCAAAGAAAAAAGAGAAAAAUCUAGAGACAAAGAAAAUCCUGAUAGGAAAGACAGAGAAAAGAAGGUAGAUAAAAAACUUGAAAAAGAAAAAUCCAAGAAAAAUAAAAACUCUGUUGAGGACACAAUUGCUUUUGCAGAAGCACUACCAAUUUUUGGGGUCAGUUUAGAAAUUUCAGUUGAAAGAAGUAGGUGUCAUGAUGGUGUAGAUUUACCAUUACCUAUCAGAGAAUGUAUUGAUUAUGUGGAAUCAGAUGGUAUAUCAUUUGAAGGAGUUUACAAAAUUAGUGGUACCAAAACUAAAGUCUCUCAAAUUAAAAAAAUGUAUAAUCUUAGGGAGAAUGUGAAAUUAAGCGAUUAUGAUGUACCUACAGCUACCAGUCUUUUAAAAAUGUUUUUAAGAGAUCUUCCAGAACCUAUAUUCACCAAUGAUUUGUUGAUACGCUUUGAAGAAGCUGGUGCUAUAUUAAAUUUCAAUACCAGAGAGAAACAUUUGAAAAUAUUAGUAGAAAACUUACCGCCAUUAAAUAAAUUAUUGUUAUCAUGGCUCAUUGUUCAUUUACAUAAUGUAUCAAUAAAUGAAAAACAAAAUAAAAUGAGUAAACAUAAUAUCGCCUCUGCCCUAAAUCAUACAUUUCAUGUAUCAUCAAGACUUCUUCAGGCUUUGCUUCAGCAUAGUUCUGCAUUAUUUCCAAACAUUGUAAUUUACAAAUACAUACCACCUGUAAAAUCAUGUGUACAGUUACCAGAUCGACCUCAACAACUAGAAAUGGAGUUAAAAAAACAAGAAUCUUUGUUGUCACAAAUACAUAAUGAAAUGAAUGUUGGAUGUAUAUCCAAAGAAAGGGAAGAGAAGCUUUGGGAAGUGCAAAGAAUUAUUACACAAUUAAAAAGAAAAAUGAAAACAGUACAGAAGAUAAAAAACAGUUCACAAAAAUGUGACGAGGAUAUUAACAAUGAACAUAAAAUUGCAGACAGUAAGUCUUGUAAGGAUCCUGAUAUAAAAUCUGCGUUGAGUGAUACUAUUGAAUAUGUUUCCCAUUCAGAUACUUUAUCAGUUAAAUCACAACCUACUUUGUCUGCGGUGAAAAAUGAAGCAAGUUGUGAGACUACAAUUGAGACAAAAGACCAAGAGAAAAACGUUACUGAACACGAGGAAUUUAUUAUUAAAAAAAAUGAUUAUUUGUUCGAUGAUGAUAUAAUACUGUUAACUUAUAAAAGAAAUGGACUAAUUCAGUUGAAAGAACAGUUAACCAAAGAUAUCCACAAAGAGAAAAUUGAAAUUGAUGUUUUAAAAGGCAAAAUUGAUACUAGUACUAACCAAACAAUUCCUCCAAAAAUAGUUAUUCCAAAACAAGAAAGUUUAGACCAAAUCAUGACAUUAUUGCAAAACGAAAACAAAAUUUUACAAAUAAAAAAAAUUAAUCUUGUUAGAAAAAUUAUUGAACAAAAAGAAUUGUGCAUAGAGUUUAGUGCACAACUACGAUUGAUGGAAAAUGAAAAGUAUUCGAAUUUUUAAUGUAACUGAAUGUCGACAAAAAAUAUAUUUUAAUUAGAUAUUAAAUUUUUAUUGAGAUAAUAAGUUUCAUCAUUUAACAAUCAAUUAUAUUGUUCAUAUAGUAUUUUAAUAAAAAUUUCUAUUAUAUUUUUAAUAGAAUUUAGGGGAAAAUGGAUACAAAUGUUUGCUUAUAAAAUCUAAAUAAAAUUAUCCUAAAACUUAGAACUAGGUAUUUGAAAGUACAAUUCUCUUGAUUUUAGGAAAAGCUGUGCAUUUUAAUUACCCUUUAAUUUUAAAUUAAGUAUAGUUAUAUGAAAAUAAAAAUAAGUUGAAAAAUGUAUCAAAAUCAAAUCUAAAAAUUGAAAUUCAUAGUUGAUAACUAUUAUCAUGUUUGAUUGAUGAUUUUAAUAUUUUGUUCAAUUCGACAAGUUCCAUAUUUUUGUUCCUCUUUUAGUAAAUAUACAGUAUACAUCCGACAUGUUCAAUGUUCCCUUCUUUUACUUACUGCCCAGAUUAAUUUUGCAGUAGUAAAAGGGUGAUACUGUAAUUCCACAACAUGACACUAUUCUACAUGUUGCAAAUAUUUAUAGUGAGUAUAUAUUUUUGUCCAAACAAUCUUUAAACUGUCCAGGUCAAAAUAUAUGUUUUUUCUAAUCGCCAGCUGUAAUACGGGUUAUUCGUGCAGACUCCAGUUCCAAAAAUUCAACAAACAAUGAAACCAUUUUUCAAACACAUCCGUAUCACUUUCUUAGUGGCAUUUGCCAGUUCUUCUAGUAAAUAUCAUUUCAAUGUUUGGUAAGAAGUGACUAUUGCUCCUUGUGCACCAUAACAGAACUAUCUUUUCCAGACUUCUGUCUGUAAUAAAUUUUUGUGUUAAUUUAUAUAUCCAUUAAUUUGUGAUAAUGAUGAAGUAUAUCAAAGAAGCCGGUUCUUAAAUUAGAAUAAUUCAACAUAAAUUGUCUGUAAAAGUAUGAAGAUUCAUUUAACUCAAAUAUCAACAACCUAUCAAUAGGCUAGAAAAACGUAAAAGCUACAUUUCCUACAGCGUUGUCACAAACCUUACAUUAAAUGCUAAGAUUUAGUGUGAUUUGCCUUGACUUCCCCUUACGUGAAAUUGACGCUAAUAAUAUUUUAAACUAAUUUUUUUUAUAUUCGGCAAAGUAAUAAACCAUUCAGGUAUACGAUAGUUAAUUUAUUUGAUAUAAAUAAAAUUCAAAGUAAAAACAGAUAAAAACAAAACUUUUUCAAAAUAUUUACUCAAUCCAAGGAGACUAUAUUUGAGUACUUUCUUAAAUGUAUUGUGUAAGCCUAGUACACAUAUUCUUCGAUAAAUUUUUCUUUUUGCUCAACAGUCUUGAAAUCAAAUUUUAGAAUACAAAUAAUUUUUUAUGACGUGAUAUAAAACUGACGGAAGUUCCAUUAUUAGAAGUAGAUACCACGAAUUGGGUAUUGAACACACUCUUUACACUAUCAUUACACCAACACUCACAAAUACACUGAUUGACGAGUGUUUUGAUAACCAAGUUAUCGUCUUCAGACAGGGUAAUUUGAUGUAGUGCUAGUGUAAAUAGUGUGUUCAGUAUGAAUAUCACAAACGGUUCAAAAAUUCCAAUUAGAGAAUUGGAUGGGAAAUGGUCCUUCACCUCAUAUUUGUGACUCGAGUUUUUACAUAAUUUUUUUUUAUCUUCCAAAAUAAAAGUACUCUCUACUCUAAAUCAAGUUGUUUAAAGUCUUUACACCGAUUUUAGAAUAUUUUGUGUAGUUUUUAACACUGAACACACUACCACAACCCAUUCUGUUGAAGAUUCUUUCCAAUCUCUUUGUAUAAACAACAAAUUUUUUACGUUUGAAUACAGCUAUAUCCUCAAUAAAAGUCCUUUUCUUAUUGUAUCACUCGAUGUUGAGUGUAAAGUGUAAAUUAUACGAUGUACCAAGAAAUGGAGAUUUCUUAUGUUGAAUACAAUGAAUAGAAUCAGCCAGAAUGUAUCUGCACGUAGCGGUGUUUUGCCUAAAUACAUGAAAUUCUAGCCGAUUACUAUUCUCAAUUACCAAAUUAUUUAAAAAUGGUAACUGUCUAUUAUUUUCCAUUUCAUAAGUGACGUUUCGAAUUGAAUUCUUGUACAUUUGCCUUUUUCGUAAUGAAUACAGCGAAAAUAUUUACAUACCUGUACCAUACUUUGGAAAAUAUUGAAAUUUUGGACUAACUUACUUUUCAAAGUGAUUCAUAAAUGUGUCAGCCAUAAACGGCGGCAACUGCCCAUAGCUGUUCCUUCGCCUUGUUUGUAGAAUUCGUUGUUGUACUGGCUCAUUUAUUAUGUCAGCUAUCAAAUUAUUAGAUCUCAGCAAGUCAAAAAGGUUUACGGAAUCGGCCCGCUGGGAAAUAAUGAAUUUACAUCAAAAGAGAUUAAAAUUUCCCGAUAUUCAGUUUUUCUACUUUUCACUUUAUUGAUAAGUUCUAACGAAUUCUUAACUGAAAAACUCUCCGGUUUGAUGGGUAGGUUUUCAAACUUCUCAAUCAACCACCUGGAAAUAUAACUAGGUGUACAAAUUGUUGAAACAAUAAAACUCAUUGCCUUCCCAAGUUUGUGAAUUUCGACGAUGAUGGGUUACUUACGGAUAACUUGUACCUGAGUAAACCGGUGACAAGGUUCUUACAAAUUCAUCACAAGUGUUUCUUUCACACUUGUGAACCUUUUAUUUUUUAAAAUACAUUCAAGAAUGUCACACAGAAGAAGUUUCCUAAAUGUUUAGUGGGUAAUUGGUUUUAAUGACGACUGUUUUCUAUUGUAUAUAAUGAAUAAUAUCUGUAAUAUCUGAGUAAUAUAAUAAAAAUCCUUGUUUAA
Messenger RNA from Diorhabda carinulata, 4844 nucleotides. RefSeq names its product ralA-binding protein 1 (gene Rlip). Gene Ontology annotation, molecular function: small GTPase binding; GTPase activator activity. The record is from RefSeq and is a predicted model, not a curated record. The transcript has 7 exons. Gene Ontology annotation, biological process: small GTPase-mediated signal transduction. Lineage: Eukaryota; Metazoa; Arthropoda; Insecta; Coleoptera; Chrysomelidae. Bases 250 to 2022 code for a protein of 590 amino acids.